UUAGUGUUUACAUGGGCACUCGGCGAAAAUGAGAAUAUCAAAAGAAAUACUUUAUUCGUUUUCAUCGCUCCGUCCGCUCAAAACCACGAGUUGCGACCGCAUCUACGGUGGCGCCGACGUCCUCCCGCUAUCGGUGAUAAACGGGCAGGGGAUUUUCGAUUAUUUGACUGUAACAAAAAACCACUUACAACCAAUUUCGCGCCUAUCAUAUAGCUCCAUUAGGGUUUUGUCUAAUGGCGAACAGGACGGAUCCCACUGCAAAGAGCAUCCAUGGAACGAACCCUCAGAAUCUCGUUGAGAAGAUCGUCCGCUCGAAGAUCUACCAGAAUACCUAUUGGAAGGAGCAAUGCUUUGGUCUCACAGCUGAGACGCUCGUUGACAAAGCCAUGGAACUUGACCACCUUGGCGGUACCUUCGGAGGCAACCGCAAGCCCACUCCUUUCCUUUGUCUCGUCAUGAAGAUGCUCCAGAUACAGCCCGAAAAGGAGAUAGUUGUUGAAUUUAUCAAGAACGAGGACUACAAGUAUGUCCGCAUUCUGGGUGCUUUCUACUUGCGGCUGACGGGGUCGGUGACGGAUGUGUACCAGUACCUCGAGCCGCUAUAUAAUGAUUACAGGAAGCUUCGACAAAAGCUUUCUGAUGGAAAAUAUUCUUUGACUCAUGUGGAUGAAGUGAUUGAUCAGCUUCUCACAACCGAUUACUCAUGUGAUAUUGCUCUUCCUCGCAUCCAGAAAAGAUGGACUCUUGAAGCUUCUGGAAUUUUGGAAGCUAGGAGGAGUGCUUUAGAAGAUGAUUUUGAGGAGGAAGAAGAGAAAGAAGAUGAGGCACAAGCUAUGGAUGUUGAUGUAAACACCCAUGAAAAGGGUUAUUAUCAUGGGCGAAGUCCAACAAGGGACAGAGAUAGAGAUAGAAAGCGCGAUAAUUAUAAAUAUAGGGAACGGGACUAUGAUAGGGACAGGGAUUAUGAUCGGGACUAUGGCAGAGGGCGUGAAAGAGACCGAGAUAGGGAAAGAGACCGCCAUCGUCUUAGAGAUGAAAAGGGCUUUGGUCGAGAGAGGGAUCGCGAAAGAGAGAGGGAUGGCAGAGAACGUGAUAGGAGAGAACGUGAUCGUGGGAAACGAAGGAGUCGGUCGAGGAGCAGGAGUAGGGAUCGCCGAGAGCGAGACCGUGAGGAUGGGGAGCACCGCAGGAGGCGCGCUCGUGGCAGCAGCAUCAGUCCUCGUAGACAGCCUGCAGAUGAUGGUAAUUUUCAGGAUGAAUCCAAGAAGAAGAAGAAGAAGGAAAAAGAUAAAAAGAGUGAUGGCACUGAUCACCCGGACCCAGAGAUUGCAGAAGCCAAUAGGCUUCGGGCUUCUCUUGGUCUGGCACCAUUGAAGCUCUAAACCUUUUUUUUUCUGUCUUACGGUUCAGAGUGACAAUUCGCUCUCUAAAUUGUUGAAAAGCCCUUCCGUUUUACACGUUUCAGCGUUAUUACAUCUCUUGUUUAUUUUGCUCACAUUUUUGAGUUUUCAUUUAGAAGGCUGAUUUUAGGUAUCCGCCCGGAAUUUAUGUAUACUAAAUUAUGAUUUCAGGUUUGUAACACGCAGUUUCACUUUUGUUUUUGAUAA
Messenger RNA from Dendrobium catenatum, 1607 nucleotides. RefSeq names its product pre-mRNA-splicing factor 38. Lineage: Eukaryota; Viridiplantae; Streptophyta; Magnoliopsida; Asparagales; Orchidaceae. The transcript is spliced from 6 exons. The coding region runs from base 234 to 1382 and encodes 382 amino acids. The record is from RefSeq and is a predicted model, not a curated record. Gene Ontology annotation, cellular component: precatalytic spliceosome.